Messenger RNA from Pectinophora gossypiella (pink bollworm), 975 nucleotides. RefSeq names its product general transcription factor IIE subunit 2 (gene TfIIEbeta). The record is from RefSeq and is a predicted model, not a curated record. The transcript is spliced from 6 exons. Lineage: Eukaryota; Metazoa; Arthropoda; Insecta; Lepidoptera; Gelechiidae. Gene Ontology annotation, biological process: transcription initiation at RNA polymerase II promoter. Bases 79 to 957 code for a protein of 292 amino acids. Gene Ontology annotation, cellular component: transcription factor TFIIE complex.
AUAGUCAUUGGUAAUAGAUAGUUGUUUACAGAAUAAUCUUACUUUUCGUGGGUUCCUUUAGCGUUAUAUCUAAUAAACAUGGAUCCGGCUUUGCUACGGGAACGGGAGGCUUUCAAGAAAAAGGCACUUGCAACUCCAAGUAUUGAAAAGAAGAAAAGAGAUGAUUCACAGUUCAAAGAUGACAGCAAGAAGAAAUCGAAAUCUUCCAGCUCAGUCAACUCAGCACCGAAGCUGGAUGCCUCGACAUACAAAACUAUGUCAGGCAGUUCAUCAUACCGGUUCGGAGUACUGGCUAGGAUCGUGAGACACAUGAGAGCUCGCCAUCAAGACGGAGAUGACCAUCCCCUCACCUUGGACGAAGUCUUGGACGAGACUAAUCAGCUAGACGUUGGAAAUAAAGUCAAGCAGUGGCUACAAACAGAAGCUUUACAAAACAAUCCCAAAAUAGAAUGUACGCCAGAUGGAAAAUAUAAUUUUAAGCCUGUAUAUAAAAUUAAAGAUAAGAAAUCAUUGCUCAGAUUGUUAAAACAGCAAGACUUGAAAGGUUUAGGUGGCAUAUUGCUUGAAGAUGUUCAGGAAUCUCUUCCUCAUUGCGAGAAGGCACUCAAGAAUUUAGCGAAUGAGAUCUUGUACAUCACACGACCCACAGAUAAGAAGAAAAUACUCUUCUAUAAUGACAAGACUGCUACUUUAGACGUUGACGACGAAUUUGUGAAGCUAUGGCGAGCUACAGCGGUAGACGCGAUGGACGAUGCUAAAAUAGAGGAGUACCUGGAAAAGCAAGGAAUUAAAUCUAUGCAAGACCACGGCCCGAGGAAGCCCGUCGUCCCAAAGAGAAAGAAAGUAUCCCAGAAACGGCGACAGUUCAAGAAACCUCGCGACAACGAGCACUUGGCGGAUGUACUAGAAACUUACGAAGACAAUACUUUGACCCAGAAAGGCGUCAGUAUAAAAUAAAUGACUUAUAUAGACAUA